AUGAAAAAAUUUACGUGGUUGAUGGUAGUGGUGUUCACGCUGCUUUCCUUAUCCUUUGUGAUUUUUAAGAGCCAUAAUAAUAGUAGUAAUAUCAAUUCCGUGGAUACGUAUCAUCCUUCAGUUCCAUCUCAACCGAAGGAACAGAACGUUAAUAAUGAUGUAUUGUCCAAUGAGGUAACACAAAAGAUACCUCAGCCUUCAAUCGUUGCAUUAGAUCAAACAAAGAAGAAGAACGUUGUUUCUUAUAGCCUCUAUGGAAACAAUCCGAAAUAUGUCAUCGGUGCCAUUCGGAAUGCAGAAUUGGUAAAAUAUAUUCUUCCUGGUUGGAUUUGCAGGUUUUAUCAUGAUCAAAGCGUCCCACAAGAUAUUUUGGCAACGUUGAGAGAGAUGGGAUCUGAGCUUGUUGAUAUGUCGGCACGAGAGGAUCACUCAAAACAAGCUUAUUCUGGUACAUUUUGGAGGUUUCUGGUUGCAGAUGAUGAAACUGUCGAACGAUUCUUGGUAAGAGAUACCGACUCAAGAUUAAACCCUCGUGAGGCUGCAGCUAUCGAAGAAUGGAUUCAAAGCGGUUUCGCAGUUCAUUCUAUGAGGGAUCAUCCCAACCACAAUUACCGUUUUAAUGCAGGAAUGUGGGGUGCUGUCAGAGGAGCCAUUCCAGACAUGAAAGGGAAAAUCAAGGCAUGGUCUGAUAAAUCACAUUACAUUGCAGAUCAAACUUUCUUAGCCAAUGUAAUAUGGCCUCUUGUGAAGGACAAAACUCUGUCUCAUGAUUCUUACCAUUGCAAUGCACACCCAAAUUCUAGACCUUUUCCAACCCGACGAAUCAUGAAGGAGCAUGUAGGGCAAGUAUUUGAUCAUCUGGAAUCACCACGGUUGACAGAUAUUUCUCCCUUCUUGGACAGAGAGAGUCCAAUAAACUGCAGAAAGAAGCAAGAGUGGAAAUUUGGCUGA
Molecule: messenger RNA, 951 nt
Organism: Naegleria lovaniensis
Lineage: Eukaryota; Heterolobosea; Eutetramitea; Acrasida; Naegleriidae
Exons: 3
Coding region: 1-951 (316 amino acids)
Source: RefSeq, a predicted model, not a curated record